GAUUUCGUUCUGCUGGUUUCUUUUCCCCACCAACUGUGCAGCCAACGGUUCAGCGCUGAGUCGUCUACUAGCUUUCUGUGAUCCUCUCGUUUUGCAACGUAGGAUCAGUCCUCUCGUUUAACAACCACGCCUUGUCAGGUUAUUUUCGUUCUUUCAUCUCACUUUCGACCCGCCACAACCUAAAAAAGAAAUCAAAAACAUAUAAUGCAGACCAUUGAUAACGCAAAAGAUGAUAUUGCCGCACAGCUCCGCUUCGAAUCCUUCAAACUAGGCAAGCCCUUGCCAACAUCUAUGACCUUGAACCACCAACACAAACACUCUCGUUCCCACUCUCGCAAUGGUUCAGUUUCAUCUGUUGCUUCUUUACCUCUCACCGCUUCUAAAUCCACGAACUCGUAUGACUUUGCUGUUCUUCCAACGACCAACUCCAUGCCCGUCCUUUCUUCCAAGCGGAAUUCCCACCAUCGGCGACGGUCCUCCGUUUCCACCCGCCACGAAUCCGCUGAUAUCAUGGGUCUUCCAGAACUACCUGCGUCUUCGUCCGAGGACAAUGUCAUCGAAAAGGACUAUGUACGUCGCCGCGCGCUGUGGGCUCUCGAAGGGAAACAGAAUGAUGCUUCCUUCUCCAAGGUUGAAAUCCCUGAACUAUCGAGUUCCGAAGUUGAAAAGAAGAUGUUUGACUUUUCCUCUAAGUCGUUUUCGACUCCAUCAAAUUCCGGAUAUGGUAAACGGGAAUCUUUCAAGCCCUCUUCAUCGAAAGAUCAGCUUCAUACCUUAGUUGAAGAAGAAGAGGAGGAAGAGGAUUGGGAUUUUCAAAAAUCGUCUCCUCGGAAACUUCCUGUCAGUGCAGUGUCACUAAGUAACGAUGACAAGCUACCAACUACGCCCGUUACUCCCGACGAUGCUUUUGCGAAGCAAACAGCCUCACGUCCCAGACCAGCCACUCUUACUUUACGACCUCUCUCACUCACUGCCGGCGGCUUACCUACACCAUCUCUAACUCCCAGUGUUCGACCAGGUUUAAGGUCUUUGUCACUGGUACCUAACGAUGAGCAAACUACGCGCAACUCGUUCAAUGAUGUUUCUCCGACUCCAUAUCUCCGCGCUCGUCCAGCGAAUUUGCAAAUUUCUACUUCACGUGGAUCUGUGGAUGAGACAUCUUGUGCUAUUCCCAUCCGCCGUAGCAGUAUCUCCUACAAGUCAUCCGCCGCCGCCGCUGGCCUACCUACACCUGAGAUGACUCCCACUUUUUCAGAGCGUCGAUACAGCCAUAACAGCUUAGGCAGCAACACUAGUGUUAGCGGUAUAAGUAACGACGAGGAUUUUCUCCAGUCAAAUGCUUCCUACAGCCGCCAUAGACCGCUAAGCGCAAGCGAACAACAUUUUUUAUUCAAAUCCCACAAUGCGCUGUUGUCUCGAAUACAGGACUUAGAGAAAGCUCUGAUCGUACGGCGCACGUCUGUGUCGUCUGUCCCAGGCUCGCGACCUCUUUCAUCUUCCUUUUCAGUCACUGAUUCUGAAGACAUGUCCAUCUCUUCAGAACCUAGUGACGAGAUGCUUAGGCUUGUUGCUGAUCUCAAAGCAGAACGGGAUGAGCUGAAAAGGGAUGUUGAUGGUUGGAGAGUAAGGGUUGGAGACCUGGAAAAGCAGAUUGGUCUCCUCGGCAAGCGAGUGGAAGGUGAACGCCGAGAGGCGUGGGUCGCGCGCUCUCGUACCAAUCUCCUUGAAGCAGAGAAGAACACCUUUGAGAAAGAAUACGGACAGGCCAAGGAAGAGAUGGCAAGAAUGGAGGAGGAGAAAAAUAAGGAGAUUGCUCAGUUAACGGCACAAGUCCGCACUCUUGAGGCAGACAAACAGCGUACCAUACAGGACAAUGCUCAUUUGUCGGGGGAGUGCGAAUAUUGGAAGGUGGAAGCGGCGAGGUUCAGCAAAAUGAGAAAGGAUGAGAUGCUGAUUUCCACCGUACGAUCCACUUAUGAUACCGAGCAUGCUCCUAGCGCUUGGCGCCGGGGUCUGCACUACGACUCGGUUGAUUCGUUGGAAAGUUCAACUGAUGUGGACUUCGGGUCGUUUGAUAGUGAUCAUGGCUUCGGAUUUUCGCUCAAAGCUGUCGCUGAAGAGAAUGAAGGGGACCUCGAUGUUCAUGGUUCGCAAAUUCCUGAAGAGGACGUCGAGGCGGAUUACUUAUCGGACGAAGAAGACAACGGGUUAGCUGGAUAUGAAGAUGAAGAAGAGGAAGAUUUUACUUUUCAAUCUUCUGGUUCUUCGUCAUCAUUUGGUUCUAUCCAUGAAAUUUCCAAGCCUCGUUCGGCGACUCGUCUCCAGAUGGACGUACUAAUGCCAUCCUCGCCUGCCAUUCGCGCUUCGACCCUUUCUUCAGGAUCCGGCAGUAAUACACCCUCUACACUUACUCCUGGCUCUCGUUCACUGUCAUCUUCUCCUGUGCCUUCUGUUGCGAGUAAUAUGGAUGCGUUAAAAUCCACUCGUGUGCAAGCUACUGUGGUUCCUGUGCACCGUUCAGUUGGGUCUUUAUCCAAGACAUGGACGUUCCCAAGAGCCCAAAGUGCUUCCACUUCUCACGACCCUAGAAAUGAUGUAGACAAGUUCUUCGAUUGUCUUGAAGACUCUGAAACGGAUUCCACUGGAUCUCGGUCCCCAGUUUCUCCCUCGAUAUACACCUACGAGCACAAUAAGGGAUUGUUUGCCAAGGGCUUAGAGGCAUUUGAUGACAACGAGGCUAUGCCGUUUGCCCUUCCUUCAAAUAUCAUCAGCAUGGUAGUGGAGGAGCAGGAUUCUCCCCGAUCUCUGCCCGUCGUUAUCGAAGAAGAAGAGGUAGAAGACGACGACGAGCAAACCAGGGUUGACGACGACGACGACAUGCUUGGUGAUAAUGCUGGAAUUAAGAUUACCUUAACUCCUGCAGCAGAGGAUGACAACGACGAAUACCUAUCUUCUCAUAUCGAGGAUUCUGAUGAAGAAGAAACUGAUGCAGAUGAGGAGAACGAUGAGAUCGCGCAACAGGAUCGUACCGUCAAUGUUCAUGACACGGAAACUCAUCCCCGCUUCAAAUCUACUCGAAAACCCGUACCUGUUUUUGAAGAGUUUGACGAAGGGAAUGAUGAUGAUGACGUCCCUUUUAACUUCGGGCAACCACUUCGUUCUUCUACACCUCCGCAUACCUUAGCAAUGACAACUCCUCCGCGUUCUAGCGUUCGGAUCUCUUCUCCAUCGCCAUCAUCCAUUCCCCGCCCAACCUCGUCAUUCAAUACCUCUACUUCAUCUCCAAAUAUUCUUGAAUCAUCACCAACAAUCACUCUAUCAAAACUACCUGUCCGUCCAACAUCGUCGUUUGUCACUCCGCCAACUAAGCGCGGAGGAGCUAUGUCCUCGUUCAUACCACUGCCUAUCACCUCUUCUUCCCCUAGCCCGAUGCGCAAACAACCAUCAGUUCGAGAGAAGCCUCUGGUCGCUAGCUUUAUCCGGCAGCCGGUACGAAGACCUUUGAUGGCCGCCAACAGCAGUACCAGUUCUACGUCGAGAGCUGGGCAUAACGAUUCAAACGGUUCGGCUAUUCAAUCCUCCUUCAACUUUGUCAAUUCUAGCUUUGGUGGAGCUGUAGUGACAAACGAUCCUCCUCGUUUUUCUCUUAACAGCCCAAGCUUUUCGUCCAGUCAAUCGUAUUCCGGUUCUUUCCAAACAGACAUAGAUGGCCUGAACGGCUUUGCCCCCAUUUCUACUUUGGUCUCCACAUCUACAGCCACAAAUUUUGUUCAGCCUAUCUCUACCGACGAACAAACACUCCAGUCUUCAUUUUCUUCUCCCUCUUUAUCAUCCAUCAUGUCAUCUCCAAAACUAUCCUUCCAGGUCCUCGCCGGCUUCAUUCCACGGCCGUGGAAUGCACAAACUUCUGUAUUGAAUGUCGAUCAGGAUGAUGCAAUACAGAGAGGCGACUUAUUCACAACACCAGCGGGCGCCAAGUUCAAAUCAUACGUUUCGAAGCAGAAGCAGUUGGAGCGAUUAAGAUUAAGGUUGCAGCACGAGAGUUCGCCUCCACAACAUUUAUCUAAUGAUGUGUGCCAAAAGUGCGAUGGUGCCGUUGUCUAUCUUUGA
Molecule: messenger RNA, 4110 nt
Organism: Lentinula edodes (shiitake mushroom)
Lineage: Eukaryota; Fungi; Basidiomycota; Agaricomycetes; Agaricales; Omphalotaceae
Exons: 5
Coding region: 205-4110 (1301 amino acids)
Source: RefSeq, a predicted model, not a curated record